Molecule: messenger RNA, 1680 nt
Organism: Linum trigynum
Lineage: Eukaryota; Viridiplantae; Streptophyta; Magnoliopsida; Malpighiales; Linaceae
Source: the annotation of a GenBank genome assembly
AAGCUAGUAAGUAAUAGUGCAUUUACUUGUUCUUUAAUAAGAAAGAAUUAAAUUAAAUGGAGGAAACGUUGCUAGGCGUUGCGAUUUUUAGAAGCUGAACCAAACCAGGCUAACCAAAGGCACUCUUCCACUUCCUCCUGCGGCCGGAAGCAAAACUUUCUCGCUCCGCUUUCACCGUCGGAAACCAGAAAGCUGCUGGGAAAGAAAUUCAGCCGCUAGACGCCAUUUGUGGAAGAUAUAUACUCUCUUAUCUCCCUCGACUGUAAGAUUUCCUCUCCAUCAUUUUUCUCCUCUCGUAAUGUCUAAUCGAAAACCAAUUAGGCGUAGUAUUCACUGUACCGUAGAGCGCUUGCUCGGUGGUGGUUGUUCUGUUCGAACAGAAAAUGUAUCGUUGCGCUAAUAUUCCGGCUCCGGCUUCAAUUCGUUGUGUUUUGGCAGGGGGUUUCACCGGUCGAACAUCGGAGGAAGCGUAUGGCAGCAACGGCUCCAUCGCCGUUGUCGAACCUGCCGCGAAAUGUUGUUAAACUUCAUUCUGCACAUCGCCUGAAAUUUACAAGUGCAAUUACGCACUUCUCCUUCUCCUCCACCGGAACUUUCAGUAGGCAUUACAGGAUUACGGUUCUCCCUUACCAAUUUCCCAGCUGUCGAGUUACUGAGCCGUAUUUGAUCAACAGUUUCGAGGUAUGGCAGAUUAGAAGCAGCACCAAUGGCAGUGGAUUCGAUUCCCCUUCUUCGGAUGACAGUAGUGGCGGUGGAACACGGUUAGUUAGGGCAAUUCGUGCUCUGCAGACGCGGAUUGGGAUGAGAAUCCAGGAGCUAAGGAAGAAUUUACCAAUGAAAUUGCUGUUUUUCUUGGUUGGUUUCUACUGUGCUACUGCCUUUGCUACUGUGAUUGGCCAGACCGGUGACUGGGACAUUCUAUCGGCUGGUCUGGCUGUGGUGAUUGUGGAAGCCAUUGGAGCACUCAUGUACAAGGGUUCUUUGCGCCUACUCAGCAACAUCAAGAGCUUGAUCACUAUGUUCAACUAUUGGAAGUUUGGUCUUUCUCUUGGACUCUUCUUGGAUUCGUUUAAAUACGAAGUUGGCGAUCUGAUAAGCUUCGAUAUCGAUAGCCUUUUUCCAGUUACAUUCGAUAUCUUCCUCUUCUUUUUGUGAUACUGUUCAAAGGGUUAGCACAAGCUUUUGGUUUUGUCCGGCGUCAUUAGAAUUUGAAAAUGUUGUUGGAUGAUCCCAAAGGAGGAAGGAUAUAACUUCCUCACUGAACAGAUCUUCUUGGAAUCUCAUCUUCUAUCGAGUCAAGACUCUUGGAGAUGGUCUUCUGAAAAUUGGAUCGAAUUUGGCCCGAGACAUUGCAAGAACUUGGUCAAGACAACUGCAGUUAGAUUGUUUGACCAGGCAGCUAUCCCUUCUGAAUCAGGAAAAAGCCUCACUAAGAUGAGCCAUGAAUGAUUCUGCAUUUGAUGCCGGUGCAACUUUUCAGAAACUGUUGGACCUUCGUUGAUAGAGCUCAUAGUUGGAAGACAUGUAAAUAUAUCCCGUGGACAGGAAGAGAAUAGGUUGUGACCAGAAGGAGAAGCAGCUGGGAGACUCCUCUAUCUUCUUGGUUAUGUUUCCUGUGCCAUUUUUUUAUGUAUCAAAAUCAAACCAUUAUACAUGCACAAAUACAAUAGGGUAAUAUAA